Messenger RNA from Brachypodium distachyon (stiff brome), 3792 nucleotides. RefSeq names its product cation-chloride cotransporter 1. Gene Ontology annotation, molecular function: chloride:monoatomic cation symporter activity. The record is from RefSeq and is a predicted model, not a curated record. Lineage: Eukaryota; Viridiplantae; Streptophyta; Magnoliopsida; Poales; Poaceae. Gene Ontology annotation, biological process: transmembrane transport; monoatomic ion transport. Gene Ontology annotation, cellular component: membrane. The transcript has 9 exons. Bases 905 to 3349 code for a protein of 814 amino acids.
GAAGUUGGAGUUAGUAUUGGAUUGUGUUUCUUCCUUGGAAAUGCAGUAGCUGGAGCUAUGUAAGUCUGCAUUAACAUGCCAACUACUUGAUGGUGGCCUUCCUAAGAUUUCUGUUUCUCCAAGCUUCGUUUUGGCCAAAAGGUUUCGUGAUAUCGUAUUCUAGACUUUCUACUGCACCUAUUUGCCUAGAAAUGCUAGUUUUCUUCUUGUUACUGCAGUUAUAUGUAAUAAAAUUGGGUGGAAUAUUGGUAGAAUAGGCACCAAACUAUCCGGGAUUGAAACCCUCAUGUUAGUAACUUUGCAUGUGUCGAGGGAUAAUAAAAUAUCCGUGCCUCGCAACAGUACAAUUCUCAUAUGUGAUUUAUUUGAACACGGGGAUACGCUCGGGGUACCAGGGAUCUCGCGACACAGGUUUACCCAGGUUGGUAAAGGCCCAAUGGAAGUCGUGCCGACACCAGACACGCAUGACAUUGUGGUCAUGCUGUACCACUUCUCCCACGGGUUGGGCUUACUGUUCUCCGAGUUCACCUCCGAGGUGCUCAGGUUCUACCGGGUGCAGUUGGUGCAUCCAUUGCCCAACUCCAUCCUCGCACUUGCCAUCUUUGCACACUUGUAAGAGACGUUUCUGGGCAUCUUGCCCAGCCUUAACCUCCUUCAGAACUUCUUCGUGAUGAAGAGAUUUGUCAAGGACAAACUUCAAGUCAUCUACAGCUGCAGCAUGUGUCUGGUGAACAAGAAGGCGAUCAAGUACAUCGACAUGCGCCUAAGGGAUUCGCAGGACUCAUGGUCUCGAAGGUGGGUAGUCGCUACGUGCACGGGUAAGGAACCUGCAUCCCGCGACGUGGCCCCUUAAAAGGCGAAGGCCUGGACCAAGUGGCUCGACAACGCUGAAUUUCUCCAACAGAUGGCGAGGGAGAUUGCUGUGUUCAAGAGCCGCAGCCUUACGGGCUACCAUGUCGCGGAUAAUUUCAUCCGCCGGCAGCUAUCUCCACUCCGAGUUAGGACUUCUCUUGCGUGGGUGCAUCCCGCGGGCCAAGAACCCGACCAUGAAGGCUAUCUUCCCUUGGAGGAGGCAGCUAUUCGCAGGUAUGUGCUGGGAGCUGUAGAAACCUUUUUGGAUGCUGUUCCUUCUGCUGGAUUUUUUCAAGAGAAGGUCACCGUGAUCGACAAUGCAGUAGGUAGUGCAACUACUAUAUCAACACCAAGCUUGCAUGACCUCCAGAUAUAUGGCGUCAUCGUGACCAUACUGCUCUGCUUUAUUGUGUUUGGUGGUGUCAAAAUUAUCAACAAAGUUGCCCCUGCUUUCUUAAUACCAGUACUCUUUUCAAUACUCUGCAUUUACAUCGGUGUCCUCAAUGCUCCAAAGCUCAACGCUUCAAAGGGAAUCACUGGGUUGAGUAUGGCUACACUUCGUGACAACUGGAGUGCAGAGUACCAACGUACAAAUAAUGCUGGUGUUCCUGAUCCAAAUGGGUCUAUAUAUUGGGAUUUUAACACAUUGUUAGGUCUCUUUUUCCCAGCUGUUACAGGAAUCAUGGCUGGUUCAAACCGCUCCGCUUCACUGAAAGAUACACAACGAUCAAUACCAAUUGGAACAUUAAAUGCUACCCUUUUAACUACUGUGAUGUAUAUACUGUCUGUGUUUCUAUUCGGAGCCUUGGCUACAAGAGAAGAGCUUCUAACUGACAGGCUUCUAACUGCUACAGUCGCUUGGCCUGCUCCAGCAGUAAUUUACAUUGGUAUUAUCCUGUCCACUUUAGGUGCUGCACUACAGAGUCUAACAGGGGCUCCAAGGCUACUUGCAGCGAUAGCAAAUGAUGACAUUCUUCCUGUUCUUAAUUAUUUUAAGGCUUAUGAAGGAUCCGAGCCUCAUGUGGCAACUCUGUUUACAAGCUUCAUCUGUAUUGGUUGUGUUGUGAUUGGGAACUUAGAUCUCAUUACACCCACUAUCACUAUGUUUUUCCUUCUGUGCUAUGCUGGUGUCAACUUGUCUUGCUUUCUGCUUGACCUCCUCGAUGCUCCAAGUUGGCGUCCCCGAUGGAAACUUCACCAUUGGAGCCUUUCCCUCAUCGGAGCAUUGCUUUGUAUUGUUAUCAUGUUUAUGAUCUCUUGGGCAUUUACUGUGGUCUCUCUUGCCCUUGCAAGCCUCAUCUACUACUACGUCAGCUUAAAAGGGAAGGCUGGAGACUGGGGAGAUGGAUUUAAGAGUGCCUACUUUCAAUUGGCUCUGCGAAGUCUUCGGUCGCUGGGAGCAAAUCAAGUUCAUCCAAAGAACUGGUACCCUAUUCCUCUCAUAUUCUGCCGCCCUUGGGGCAAACUUCCAGAAAAUGUCCCUUGCCAUCCAAAGCUUGCAGAUUUUGCUAAUUUCAUGAAGAAAAAGGGUCGUGGUAUGUCCAUAUUUGUCUCUAUAAUCGAUGGCGACUAUCAUGAAUCAGCUGAGGAUGCAAAAACAGCCUGCCGUCAUCUAAGCACUUAUAUUGACUAUAAGCGUUGUGAGGGUGUUGCGGAGAUCAUCGUUGCUCCCUCAAUGUCUGAUGGUUUUCGCAGCAUUGUUCAGACAAUGGGCUUGGGAAACUUAAAGCCAAACAUUGUUGUUAUGCGUUACCCUGAAAUCUGGCGCCAUGAGAACCUGACACAAAUACCAUCAACAUUUGUCGGCAUUAUAAAUGAUUGCAUUAUUGCUAACAAAGCAGUUGUCACCGUCAAAGGACUUGAUGAGUGGCCUAAUGAGUACCAGAGACAGUAUGGGACCAUUGACCUAUACUGGAUUGUCAGGGAUGGAGGAUUAAUGCUUCUGCUGUCUCAGCUCCUGCUCACCAAAGACAGUUUUGAGAGCUGCAAGAUUCAGGUCUUCUGCAUAGCUGAAGAGGACAACGAAGCUGAGGAGCUAAAGGCUGACGUCAAAAAGUUUUUGUAUGAUCUUAGGAUGCGAGCUGAGGUUAUCGUCAUUACUAUGAAAUCAUUUGAAGCACACGUUGAGAACGGUGGUGGUUCUUGGAAGGAUGACCCUCAAGAAGCUUUUACAAAUGCGCAGCGCAGAAUAGGAGUAUACCUUUCCGAGUUGAAGGAAACUGCACAAACAGAAGGGCGCCCCCUGAUGGAGGGUGGCAAGCAAGUCGUGGUUAAUGAACAGAAGGUGGACAAGUUCCUCUACACGAUGCUGAAGCUGAAUGCUACUAUCCUUAAGCAUUCCAGGAUGGCAGCUGUUGUGCUAGUGAGCCUCCCAGCGCCACCACUGAAUCACCCAGCCUACUGCUACAUGGAAUACAUGGAUCUGCUCGUAGAGAACGUUCCACGGAUGUUGAUUGUUAGGGGGUACAGAAGAGAUGUCGUCACACUUUUUACAUAACCUUGGAGGUUCUAGCUAGUGCCUGUGUUGGUGGUUGUAGCAUUGUAGGGUGAUGGCUGAGGAGAUGCUUCAUGGACCCCACUGCUGAAAUCAGAAGGCACCGACAUUAAAUCUGCAACAGAAUAUGUGGGAUGUCUUUCAGAUGAAUGCGUGCAUGGCAAUAGCUUCAUCUUGAAUUGAAGUCAUUCACAUGAAUAGAAAAUACAUAGAAAUUUUGCAGAAAAUCUAUUCUACGUAGAUAAAAGCUCCACUACUGAUUUUGUUUUUCCUUUAAAGAGUAAGCGUAGCAACAGCAGUUUCUGUUGUUUUCUAACCCUCAUUUAUGCCUUCUCUAAGUAUAAUCAUUUGGCUUCUUGUUUUGAGAGGACAAUAAUUACUCCUUCUAAUACUAAAUUCUUGACUCAAAUUUGUCCAAAUAUGUAUCUAUUCUUAAAAAGCGUCUA